Messenger RNA from Mobula hypostoma (lesser devil ray), 2341 nucleotides. It is a transcript of the gene klf15, whose product is annotated as Kruppel like factor 15. Lineage: Eukaryota; Metazoa; Chordata; Chondrichthyes; Myliobatiformes; Myliobatidae. Gene Ontology annotation, biological process: regulation of transcription by RNA polymerase II. Gene Ontology annotation, molecular function: RNA polymerase II cis-regulatory region sequence-specific DNA binding; DNA-binding transcription factor activity, RNA polymerase II-specific. The record is from RefSeq and is a predicted model, not a curated record. Bases 421 to 1518 code for a protein of 365 amino acids. The transcript is spliced from 3 exons.
GAGAGGGGGAGCGAGAGUAGAGAUGAAGUUGAGGAGAGGGGGACCGAGGGAGGAGAGAGGGAGAGAUGAAGUUGGGGGCGAAGGAGGAGAGUGGUUACUCGCAGACAGAUUGCGCUGUCUUUAUGGAGAAGGUCGCUCUCCGGACAAAUAUUCGUCCCAGACAUUGGCCGGACAGCUAAAGAUAUUGCGCGGACCUGUAACACGAAGGUCACAUGGACACGCUUUCCAGCUGUUUUGGGGACUGUGGCACCGGGAGAAGAUGCCGGAGUAGUGAAGCCCCGGUCCCACGCUCAGGGCAACAGGCGGCGCUUCCUGACGGCCGGAGCAGCGUGGACCUGUGUUGAAGAGGCUGGAGACCUGAGGACCCCCCCCACCAACCCCACCCCACCCCACCCCACCGUCGCCCUUCCGUGAUCAGCAAUGGUGGACCACCUGUUUCCGGCUGGAGAGGUCUUCCUGCCAGCGAGCCUCAAGCUGGGCCACAUGGGGAUGGAGAGAGGGUGCUACCAGCUGCUACCCUCCCCCUUGUCUGGGGAUGAGAGUGACUCCUCCAGCUCGCACUCUUGCUCCAGCCCUGAGCCCAUGCUCCCAGGCUCCUGCUACGGGGAAGAAGACAGCAUUAUCGACUACCUCCUCUCCCAGGCCUCCCUUGGAGCUCCCGCUGGUAGGAGCGAGGACCAGGCAUCCGACAAGGAGGGCUGCCCCGGAGGCCCAACAAGCUUGUUCCGGCCCACUCUGGAGGAGAUUGAGGAGUUCUUGGAGGAGAACAUGGACCAAGGCUUCAAGGAUGAGGGCAGAGGCAGGGUGAGGGAGCCCCCAGGUGCGGACGAGGGGGCCAGGAGUCUGGAGGGUGAGACAAAGACCGUGGCAGAGCAGCCAAAGCUCGGGGAGGCAUGUGGCACAAAGGAGGCGUUGGCAGCAGCCAAGGGGCUCCCGAUCAUCGUCCAUCUGCAGCCAGUGGGGCUAAAACAGGAGGCGGCGGUCCAGUCCCGGGGACAGGUGAAGAUGGCUCAGCUCCUGGUCAAUAUUCAGGGCCAGACCUUCACCCUGGUGCCACAGCUCGCGCCCCCCACUGGCCUGGGCGGUCCCCGGCAGUUUGUCCGCAUCGCGCCCGUGCCCAUCGCAGCCAAGCCGCAGGCCGGGGGUACCGAGGGCGCCCAGAGUGAGGCAGGUAUCCUCCUGGGGUCGAGGCUGCCGCGGUGCAGCUCUGCCGAUCUUCUCAAGAUGCACAAGUGCUCGUUCCCGGGCUGCUCCAAGAUGUACACCAAGAGCAGCCAUCUGAAGGCCCACCUGAGGCGACACACUGGCGAGAAGCCCUUUGCCUGUACCUGGCCCGAGUGCGGAUGGAGGUUCUCGAGGUCGGAUGAGCUGUCCCGUCACCGACGCUCUCACUCGGGGGUCAAGCCUUACCAGUGUCCCGUGUGCGAGAAGAAGUUUGCCCGCAGCGAUCACCUGUCCAAGCACAUCAAGGUUCACCGGUUCCCCAGAACAGGCCGCACAGCCCGGCCAAUGAACUGACCACCGCCGCGCUCGGACCAGACACGGGCAACAGCUGGCCCGGAGGGCGGCAGGCAACCCAAGGUUCUCCCGUGUUGAAUCUGCAAAACCGGCGGCAGAGUUUGAUCCAGGCUGUGAAUGUGGAUGAUGUACUGUUGGCCUCCUCUGAGUGAAGCUGGAUUAAACCCUCUGACAGUGAAGAGCGGCCCCCAGCUGUGGAAGUGAUUUCUGAACUCAGCCACUAUCAGCUCACACGCUGAGACACGCGGACGGGGCACGCCCUUCUGUAAAGCUCUCCCGUCUGCACACCCCCGGCUGGAACUGAUGCCUUGCUCUACAACCACCCUGAGGACCUGAGGAUCUGUGCCUGGUUUCUCUGCAUGCAAACGGGGUUGCGAUGAAAAUGUAGGUGGGUGGGUUAGUAAGUUUGCAGCUGAUACCAAGAUUGGUGGAUUUGUGGAUAGUGAGGAAUGACAAAGCAUAUGGCACGAUAACGACCAGUUGCAGAUAUGGGCUGAGAAAUAGCAGAUGGAGUUUAACCCAGAUAAAUGUGAGGUGCUUCACCUUGAGAGAGGGACGGUGCACCGUUGAGGGCAAGAUCCUUAAGUGUUGGUGAGCAGAGGGGUCGUGGGGUCGAAGUUCACAGCUGACUAGAAGUGGCUGCUCAGGUUGAUAGGACAUUGUGGGCUAAAAGACCACUUCCUGUGCUGUACCGAUCUACGUUCUAAAUUGGUUUAUUAUUGUCACAUGUACCAAGGUCUUGUUCUGAACCCAUUCAUGACACGAUGCAUUGCGGCAGAACAAGGGAAAACAACAGAAUGCAGAAUAAAGUAUUACAGUCACA